Messenger RNA from Cheilinus undulatus (humphead wrasse), 1598 nucleotides. Its product is annotated as tetratricopeptide repeat protein 9A. Gene Ontology annotation, molecular function: protein binding. The record is from RefSeq and is a predicted model, not a curated record. The transcript is spliced from 3 exons. Bases 118 to 858 code for a protein of 246 amino acids. Lineage: Eukaryota; Metazoa; Chordata; Actinopteri; Labriformes; Labridae.
CGUAGCUGCGACACUGAGGCGAGGACGCCGCUGAAUACGGCUAGAAGGAUGCAGUGAAGGAGGCUUCGCUAAUUUACGGCCGGGCGAAAGGGUAGGUUUUAUCAAAUAACGGCGAACAUGAGCGUGGUCCAGGCCGGGCACGACGGCAGGGUGGACGGAGGCAGAGGGAGCCUCGGUGACAGCGGCGGCGGCUCCCCCAGGCUCCUCCAGCCGUGCGCUCAGCCUCCACACAGCAGCAGCGGCAGCAGCCGGACCAAAGAUGCCAGAUACCAGCAGCAGAGGCAUCAUGGAGGGUCCAUGCUCAAACAACCAUCGCACAACGAGCCGGCCGACGUCGUGAGGCGGGCUCUGGACUUCAAGAGCCAGGGUACCCAGUGCUACAAGGAUAAGAAGUACCGAGAGGCGAUCGGCAAGUACCACCGCGCUCUGCUGGAGAUUAAGGGGCUGUGCAGGGUGCUGGGGGAUCCGGACACCGGCUCUAAGCCGUCCUCGUCCCCCCUCCUACCGACCAUCAGCAAGUCCAGCACGCUGACAGACGAGCAGAAAGGAGCCAUGGAGAACGCAGAGCUGGAGUGUUACAACAGCCUGGCUGCCUGCUUGUUACAAAUGGAGCUGGUCAACUACGAGCGGGUGAAGGAGUACUGCCUGAAAGUGCUUCACAAGGAGGGAAAGAACUUCAAGGCUCUGUACCGCUCCGGCGUGGCGUAUUACCACCUUGGAGACUUCCAGAAGGCGCUGUACUACCUGAAGGAGUCACACAAACAGGAACCAUCAGACACCAACGUGAUCCGCUACAUCCAGCUGACAGAGAUGAAGAUUCGCCGGAACGCCCAAAGGGAAAAGAAGGAAGCGACAUAAGCACUCGCCGUCUGAUGACUCUGAAGACGUCGUAAUUUCUUGCCCUAAUGUGUGCAACCCAGACCUUACACACCACGAGUCCCAGGUCUCGGUGUGAACGUUAGUUUUGUUGCUUUUGCCUUGCACAGCAGCCAGUUAUGUGAUUGAACUUGAUCAUUGUGUGCUUGAUGCAUUUUUAUGAGAAAGUGUACUGUUAUUUUGUCUUCAAACUGCCAAAUUCAUGGAUGAAUCCCCCCUGAGUAUUUUUGAACCCUACCAAACUGAUGCACUGCCAGUCCAAACACUGCACAUACAGGCUAACACUUGUGAUAGAGACAGGAACAACAAGGUCCUCAGUGAGAAUCCAGCAUGUCUGCAAGUCCAGCGUUACUGCAAUCUAGCAUGUGCCCUCGCACAAGAUGUCCUUUGAAUGGCUUUGAGUAAAUGCAGCCACCUACACGUCUGUCACCACUUUUAUCCUCAAAGUACAAAGAUCAACAUUUUUAUACUCUCAGUGAGAUCUGAGGUGCUGAGUGAGACUUUACAAAACGUGGAGGUGAAGACAUCAAGAGCACGUGUUUAGAAGCUGCAGUAUGAACUUAAGAGACAUAUCACAAAAUGUAAAUAUGCUAAUUUAUAUAAAUACAAAAAAUAUAAUGGAGGCAAGCUGUUUGUGUGGAUUGAUGCCAAAACGAAGCACUUCAUUCACAACAUUUCUGUAUCGACAAAUAGUGUGUGUUUACUGUAAAGGUAUGAGUGUA